This is a messenger RNA of Tilletiopsis washingtonensis, 2138 nucleotides long. RefSeq lists its product as hypothetical. The record is from RefSeq and is a predicted model, not a curated record. Bases 236 to 1933 code for a protein of 565 amino acids. The transcript has a single exon. Lineage: Eukaryota; Fungi; Basidiomycota; Exobasidiomycetes; Entylomatales.
ACCGGCAGCGCGAGCGCCAUGCCUGGUCUCACGGCGCCUUCGACGACGACGAGGACGAGCCGCUGCAUGCGGCCGGCAAGCGGCAGAGAGUCUCGUCUGCUGGCGGCUGCCGCAGCCUCCUGACCGCUCCGCCCUCGCAGGAGCAGGUAGUAAUGACGGCCGACGACGACAUCAUCACGCCGCGAGACGUGCGCGAGCGGUGAGUUGACGCCCCUGGCGCCAGUAGAACGCGCCCAUGCUGACGCCGCGCAGACCUCGAGGACUGCCGCUGGCUCCUGCAGCGCCUCACACGGCUCACUUUAUGACACCGUCAUCCGGCCCGCGAGCGCUCGUGCGGCCUCGUGCACCUCUGCCGCCUUCGGCGUUCGCGCCGUCCUCCAGCUUGCCGGCGCCCGCGCUGCUGCCGUUCGGAGCAGCGCCGCACUACCGCUUGGCUGCCACUCUGCCGCUGCCGCCGGACUACGCCACGCUGCUCGCGCUGCACUCGGCGCUCGAGCACGCCUUGAUCGCACACCUGGCCGUGCAGGGGCCCGGAGGCUCGCUCGCGCCCGCGUCGCCCAUCUCGCCGGCCGGCACGCAAGACCGCACCGUGUCGAUGCACUCGCUCCUGCCCUACGCGACGCUCCGGCCGCUGGUAGAGCGAGCGUCCGGGCGGCGCCUCGGGCCAGGCGAGCUUGCGCGGCUGCUCACGCUCUGGGGCGGGCCCGACGCAGACGAUGGCAUCGGCCUCACCCUCUCGCGCGUGCGUGCGCUCGACUCGCGCGGGCGCAAGAGCCAGGACUGGGCCGUCGGCAUCCGCGUGCGCCUGCUGCGGCGCCGACGCGAGGUCACGCCUCCGCUCUCGGCCUUCUUUGGCGCCGUCAAGGCGCCCACGACGCCCGGACGCGGCGGCGGCGACGAGCGAGCGGGCGAGGCCGCGCGCGAGGGCAUGAGCGUCGUGGCGCUCUGGAACACGGGCCUCGAGGCGCGCAAGGCGGCCGUGCGCGAGAAGCUGUUGGGCUGGACGGGCAAGGCGCACGAGGCGUGGCUGGAACAGCAGGGCUUUGCACCGCAGGACGAGCCUCGCAAGCAGCCGCAGAGCCGGCCGAGCACGCCGGAGCCUAGACCGGUCGUCGAGGGACCUGGCGGUCUGCUCACCCCGGGCGCCACGCGCGAAGGCGAGGGCAACAAGCGUGCCUCGCGCAUCGUGGACCUCGGCUUUGGCACGGAACCGAGCGCGACAGCAGCGGAGAAGAGCGCGUCCGCUGGAUGGACACGCCCAGCUCCGCACGAAGAGCUCGCGGCCUGGCACGCGUCCUUUCCGCUCGAGCUCGUGCCGCCGAUUCCCGCCAGCGAGCUGCCAGCACUGCUGCCCAGCACUACGAUCGUCCAGCCCGCGCCAGCCCGCAAGGUCGCUCAGGAUCCGCUGGCGGACGAAGAAGCUGCAAGCGGCAGCACGCUCGUGCCUGGACCCGCGCCACCGGUCAAGGCACUCACGCUCGAAGAGCGCAUCCGCGCCAAGGAGGCUGCACGCAAGGGCGCCCGGCCAGUCCUGCCGGCGCGCUCACGAGUCGGCGGGCCGAGUGCUUCCUACGUCAGCGACGCGAAGCGCAGCACGAUGGCCGGCUUCAAGCGGCGCUCCACGCUGUCGCGCCUCUCGGCCAUCGCCGAGGGCGUGUAUCUGCUCUUCACCUCUUCGCUCCCGGCGGCCGGCACGUAUGGCGGAGCACGCAGCGGUAUGCUGCCUCUAGCCGACGUGCUUGGCAGCGUCACCAAGAGCUCGCCGGUGGCGCUGUCGCGAGCAGAGGCGCGCGAGGCGCUCGACAUGCUGCGCGACCUGGCGCCCGGCUUCCUGGGCCUCAGCAGCGUGGGUGGGCGCGAGUGGGCCUGUCUGGAGGGCCGCGAGCUGCGCGAGGUGCGCGAGAAGAUCCGCGAGGAGCUGGCCGCGAUAUAAUACCAUUGUUUCGAGAGAGACAGAAUACAGUGUGACACUGCGCGCCGGUCCGGUGACGUGCGGGAGCCUGCUACCACUUGCCCUCUCCAAACUCGCCCGCGCUGCCGGCCGCCUUGGCGGUGCCCGAGCCGUGCCAGUCGCGGUCGCCGACGCUGCCGACCAGCGUGCUGCCGCUGGUGCCCGACGCAAUGCUGCCGGCGUAGCC